Molecule: messenger RNA, 4705 nt
Organism: Rhagoletis pomonella (apple maggot)
Lineage: Eukaryota; Metazoa; Arthropoda; Insecta; Diptera; Tephritidae
Gene: drosha
Product: ribonuclease 3
Exons: 6
Coding region: 32-4303 (1423 amino acids)
Biological process (GO): regulation of gene expression; primary miRNA processing; rRNA processing
Cellular component (GO): nucleus
Molecular function (GO): ribonuclease III activity; double-stranded RNA binding
Source: RefSeq, a predicted model, not a curated record
UAGUGGAUUUUUUUUUUGGUUCUAGGUCUGCAUGCAAAAGCAUAUAAACAAUAGAAAAGCCUACGACGAAAUGAAUUAUCUACAUUUAUCAGUAGCACCACCACUACCAAUGGACAGUGUUGCAACCGAACCACAGCCUCCGCUUCCUCCGGGCCUGCCACCGCUUCCCCCACCUCCGCCUCCUCCAGCACCGUCUUCGGAACCCCUUCAUUUAUAUAAUACCAGUGCUGGGGAUACCACUAAUCAAAGUUUCACAUCAAUACCUCAGGUUCCUGGAGCCAGCAAUUUGCACCCUUUCCCCUCGGCAUAUUAUCAAACUCCACUUUUGGAUGGUGUUACCCCGCUUUAUCCCCACUAUCGGGAAUCAAGCACCUACGUUGAGGGAUAUUACAAUGAGCAUGGGUACAGGAUUUCAUCAUCUACCCAGAGAAGAACUGAAUACAUUCCAUAUGAACCCACAUAUAACGAAUACAAUUAUCAUAAGUCUAAAUAUGACGACAAUUUUCAUAAUAAAUAUAGGAGUGGGAGAGGGCUCUAUAAGUGUGCCGAGGGCGUAAGAUCUUUUCCAUAUGAGCAUGGCAAAACAAAUAUAAACCAUGUUCAUAGUGCAACAAGGAGCAGUUUUCGCAAUACGUCUAGCUCAACCUAUAUUCAUCGUCCUCAUAUUUUGCCAAUUUCGUCCCCAAGAAGCUAUGGCUAUGCGAAACAUCCAGACUACAUUGGUUCCUACAAUCCGCGGGAAAAGCAUUAUGAUUCCCGAAAUGAUAGCAAGGGUAAGCGACUUGAAACUGAAAGGGAUAGAUUGUUGAAAAAUUGGAGGUCAAACUACUGUGAAACAUCUGAGGAUAUUGCUGAAAAACUUGCAGAAUUGGGUGAACAGGAUGAAGAUACGCGCAAUGUAUGGGUACGAUCGUCACCUGCUGAUCCUUUUUACCGGCGCACAAAUGCUUCAAAUGAAGUUGUAUCGACCAGCAGAUUAGAAGCACUUUGCAAAUUGUUCGAAGAAAAAUUAAUUCAGCGGGCUGAACGCGUACGAAAAACCUUACCUCCGUAUGAGCCACCAACACGAAAGUCCCGGCGUAGAUUGUGCAAACACAAAUCUGAAGCUUGCUCUUCGUCAUCCGAAGAUUCAUCGGAUGAUGAAUUAAAGAUUGAACAAGACUGUUGUAUGGAAGAACUGUCCCGAAAAAUACAGCACCCAUAUCGAGUGCAUGCGGAUUUGUGGCAUAAUGAUUCUGGGGAAAUGAACGAUGGUCCACUCUGUCGCUGUUCGGCGAAAUCUCGACGUAUUGGUAUAAGACACGGUAUUUAUCCUGGUGAAACAGGGUAUCCAAAAUGUGUAAUGAAUUCAAAUAAUGCACCGCGACUUCAUCACUAUCGAAUUACUAUAUCUCCUCCCACUAAUUUUCUCACCAAAACGCCAACGAUAAUUAAGCACGAUGAGCACGAGUUCUUAUUUGAAGGAUUUUCAAUGCUCACCCAUUCUCCUCUUGCCGAUUUACCCACAUGCAAAGUUAUACGUUUCAAUAUUGAGUAUACUAUAUUAUAUGUUGCGGAAAAGAUGCCGGAAAACUUUACCAUACGAGAAUUGGAGUUGUUCGAUAAGUAUCUAUUCCACGAACUUCUAGAGCUAGUGGAUUUCUCAAUGUAUCCCAACGGUAUGACAGGCUCAGAAACAUGCCCAGCCUUUCAUUUCUUACCGCGUUUCGUAAGGGACUUACCCGAUAACGGAAAGGAAGUAUUAGCUAUGAGUGAAGUACUUCGAUAUUUACUUGACAGCGCAGCACCACUGGUCGAUCGUGAGCAAUUGCAUUGUAUAAAUGACAUCAAUCAGCAUGAUUGGCAGGAUUAUGUAGACUUCAUAAAAGGAAUGCUUGUAACGAAGCCUGGAUACAAGCCGUGCUCCGUUCGGGUUGAUCAAUUGGACCGAAAUGUUUCAGACUUGCCUGAAUGUAUCGACGCCGAAGAAAACGUUUCACAUCCAGCAAUCGUUCAUUUUGGCAUACGCCCACCACAAUUGAGCUACGCUGGCAACCCAGAAUACCAAAAAGCAUGGCGUGAAUAUGUUAAGUAUCGGCAUCUGAUGGCUAAUAUGUCCAAGCCAUCAUUUAUCGACAAGCGUAAGCUAGAAGAAAAGGAGGCGCGUUUACAGGAAAUGCGUACACAGGGACGAAUGAAACGCAACAUAACUGUAGCUGUUAGCUCAAAGGGCUAUUAUAGAACCGGAAUAAUGUGUGAUAUUGUGCAGCAUGCAAUGCUCAUUCCGGUACUUACUGGUCACUUGCGAUUCCAUAGAUCGCUUGAUCUCUUAGAACAAAAUAUUGGUUAUAAUUUUAAAAACCGAUAUUUAUUGCAGUUGGCGUUGACGCAUCCCUCGUACAAAGAAAAUUAUGGUACAAAUCCUGAUCAUGCUAGGAAUUCACUUACAAAUUGCGGAAUUCGACAACCCGAGUAUGGAGAUCGCAAAAUACACUAUUUGAAUACUAGAAAGCGUGGUAUAAAUACCCUUAUAAAUAUAAUGUCCAGAUUUGGAAAGGAAUACGAAACGAUGUCAAAUAUAACUCAUAAUGAACGCUUGGAGUUUCUAGGAGAUGCUGUGGUUGAGUUCUUAAGUUCGAUCCAUUUGUUUUUCAUGUUUCCCGAUUUGGAAGAAGGUGGAUUGGCCACAUAUCGUGCUGCUAUCGUACAGAAUCAGCAUUUGGCAUUGCUUGCUAAGAAGUUACACUUGGAGGAGUAUAUGCUUUACGCACAUGGUUCUGAUUUAUGUCAUGAGUUGGAAUUACGCCAUGCCAUGGCUAAUUGCUUCGAAGCUUUAAUGGGAGCAUUACUGCUUGAUGGUGGUAUAUCAGUAGCAGAUGAAGUUUUUAUGAACGCCUUAUACAUGGAAGAUGAACAAUUAAGAGAAAUUUGGAAAAACUAUCCAGAGCAUCCCCUACAGGAGCAGGAGCCCUUAGGUGAUCGUGGUUGCAUUGCUUCUUAUCCAGUGCUGCAAGAACUAACCAAGUUCGAGGAAUCCAUUGGCAUUCAAUUCAAGCACAUUCGUCUCUUGGCCCGUGCUUUCACUGAUCGCUCUAUUGGAUUUACUCAUCUCACGCUAGGUUCUAAUCAACGUUUGGAAUUUCUUGGAGAUACAGUGCUACAAUUAAUUUGUUCGGAAUAUCUUUAUCGUCAUUUUCCUGAACAUCACGAAGGUCACUUGUCUCUGUUGCGUUCAUCUCUUGUGAACAACCGUACUCAAGCAGUAGUGUGCGAUGACCUUGGCAUGACUAAGUAUGCGGUUUACUCAAACCCAAAGGUGGAAUUGAAGACUAAAGAUCGUGCAGAUUUGUUGGAAGCGUUUUUGGGUGCAUUGUAUGUUGAUAAAGGCCUUCUAUACUGCGAGCAAUUUUGUCAUGUUUGUCUGUUUCCACGAUUGCAAAUAUUUAUUAUGAACCAGGAUUGGAAUGAUCCAAAAUCAAAGCUACAACAGUGCUGUCUCACUUUACGUACGAUGGAAGGUGGCGAGCCUGAUAUUCCUAUUUAUAAAGUAAUCGAAUCUAUUGGACCAACUAACACGAGAGUGUAUACAGUUGCAGUUUAUUUUCGGUCCAAACGCUUGGCCACUGCGACGGGUUCAUCUAUUCAGCAGGCUGAAAUGAAUGCAGCUAAACAAGCAUUGGAGAAUUCUCGUGAUUUGUUCCCUCAAUUGGACCACCAAAAACGUGUUAUUGCUAAAAGUAUCAAAAAGCAAAAAGGUGCCGAGCUGAAGACAGAAUUCGAAGAGAUAAUGCCUGAGCAAACAAAACCAAAAACUACGAACUCAAUGGAGGAUGAAUCACACCUUCCCAAACAAUAUCGGAUACGUGAAGACAUUUCCAGUGAUGAACUACCAGAAGAUGACAUCAACGAUGGUGGUAUUGUGACUAUCGCGGGUCAUUUGAGGCAUAGCAGCUCAAGCCAUUCAAGUUCAGAAGAAGAAGUUUCGGAGAAACACUUCACCUCAAAGCGAAAAAAGAAAAAACGCACUAAAAAAACAAAUUCCAUUGAAAUGAGUUCGAAUUCCUGUUCAUCUAAAGUGAUGUGCCAUGAAAUGGAAGAUAAUCAAAACGCCAACAGAAGAAACUGUGAGGAUGUCAGUAGUGAUGAUUGCUUUGAAGAAAAUUCGAUUUCUAAUCUUGAAAAUCAUGAGCUACCUUCGAUUAAGCCUGCCUCCUCAAAAGAAGACCCUAGAGUAGUGAAAAAUACAAUGCUUCACGAUUUAAAAGAUUUGGUGGAAGAUGUCUCGUCUAAUUCGGAUAUAGAGUCAGGAGAAAUAAGUAGUUAAGCUCCACUCGGGAAAACUAUGUAUCCGAUUUUGAUGUGUUGGGUCAAAGUAUUAGUUUAUUCUCUAAAGAAAAAUUAAGUGUUUUAACAAAAGGCAUUACAUCGAAAAGGAUCACAUGGACCAAAUCCUUCAUAUAAGUUUUUAACAAAAUUUAGAGAUGACUAAUGCAAAAUACCCUAUAUGGCAACUUACGGAAAUGCUCUGUUAGCACUUUCCAUGAUGUUUUUAUCAUGGCACUUUCUAUAUUAAUUUAAGCUUUGGAAAUAUAUGUAUGUAUGUAUAUCCGAUUUCAUAAUUGUCAAACACAGCUUUUUGCAUUGACUGUGACGCAGUGGUAGAACGUACCUCUAACCACUCAGCCACAAUUCUUAUAAAAAAUAUACUUUACGUCUUAUAGUAGUA